Bufo gargarizans (Asiatic toad) is the source of this 1867-nucleotide messenger RNA. It is a transcript of the gene HDAC3, whose product is annotated as histone deacetylase 3. Bases 72 to 1358 code for a protein of 428 amino acids. Gene Ontology annotation, molecular function: histone deacetylase activity. The record is from RefSeq and is a predicted model, not a curated record. The transcript is spliced from 15 exons. Lineage: Eukaryota; Metazoa; Chordata; Amphibia; Anura; Bufonidae.
ACUUCCGGAGCGCAGGCGGAAGUGUACUUUUCAUAUUCUGCCUCCGGGGCUGGUUAUAUUUAUUGCCAAAAAUGGCGAAAACCGUGGCCUAUUUCUACGACCCGGACGUGGGCAACUUCCAUUAUGGCACAGGCCACCCGAUGAAACCUCACCGCUUGGCCCUCACCCACAGCCUGGUUCUUCACUAUGGCCUGUAUAAAAAGAUGAUUAUGUUUAAGCCUUACCAAGCUUCUCAGCAUGAUAUGUGCCGCUUUCACUCUGAGGAUUACAUUGAUUUCCUGCAGCGGGUGAGCCCCAACAACAUGCAAGGCUUCACUAAAAGCUUAAAUGCCUUCAAUGUUGGUGACGAUUGCCCAGUGUUUCCAGGCCUCUUUGAGUUUUGCUCUCGCUACACAGGAGCCUCUCUACAGGGUGCUACACAACUAAACAACAAGAUUUGUGACAUUGCAAUUAACUGGGCUGGAGGACUUCAUCACGCCAAGAAGUUUGAGGCUUCUGGAUUCUGCUAUGUCAAUGAUAUUGUGAUUGGUAUUCUGGAGCUGCUCAAGUACCAUCCGCGUGUUCUCUAUAUAGAUAUUGAUAUUCACCAUGGAGAUGGCGUACAAGAAGCAUUUUAUCUCACAGACAGAGUCAUGACAGUCUCUUUUCACAAAUAUGGAAACUAUUUUUUUCCUGGAACAGGUGACAUGUAUGAGGUUGGAGCUGAAAGUGGGAGGUAUUACUGUCUGAAUGUCCCAUUAAGGGAUGGCAUUGAUGACCAAAGUUACCGACACCUCUUUCAGCCUGUAAUUAAACAAGUGAUAGAUUUCUACCAGCCUACCUGCAUUGUCCUACAGUGUGGCGCUGACUCCCUUGGCUGUGACAGACUGGGAUGUUUUAACCUGAGUAUUAGGGGACAUGGUGACUGUGUUCAGUAUGUGAAAAGCUUUAAUAUUCCCCUGCUUGUACUUGGAGGGGGUGGUUACACUGUCCGCAAUGUAGCGCGAUGCUGGACAUAUGAAACAUCAUUGCUAGUGGAUGAAACAAUUAGUGAAGAAUUGCCUUAUAGUGAAUACUUUGAAUAUUUUGCUCCGGAUUUCACCCUUCACCCAGAUGUCAGCACGAGGAUUGAAAAUCAGAACACACGACAGUAUUUAGAUCAAAUAAGACAGACAAUUUUUGAAAACUUGAAGAUGCUGAACCACGCUCCCAGUGUUCAGAUCCACGAUGUCCCCUCUGAUCUUCUGAGUUAUGACCGCACAGACGAGCCAGAUCCUGAGGAGAGAGGAGCAGAGGACAAUUACACUAGGCCUGAAGCCUCGAAUGAAUUUUAUGAUGGGGAUCAUGACAAUGACAAGGAGAGUGAUGUUGAGAUUUGAGCUGUAUGUCACUUUACAUGUAUCUGACUUUUCAAGCUUUUGCAUCGUCAGUUUUAUGACCAAUAUUUACAGUAUUUUUUUGAACAUUUUUGGACCAGGUAAAUUUUUGCUGUCCAGCAAAGAUGCACGGUUUUUCUUUUCUUUUUGACAAUGGGAUUUUAAAGAUUAACUAUUGAAAAGUGACUUCUCUGCACACUUACAGCAGUCAAGGCUACUUUUGGAUGCUGGAUUAAUGUCAAGGAUGAAAAAUGUUUCCUUGGAGGGAGGGAUUCUUCUUCCCAAAACAAGUUGUAUUGUUUUGAUAUAACCUACUAUCAUAACUCAGAUCAGCUAUUGCAAGAUGAACGGAAGAGACUAUUGUAGAGCACUUGGUUUUGUUUGUAGUCGGCAAUUUUUACUGUGGAGACUGUUUACUUUGCCGAACUAAAGUAAGUUUGCUGGAAGAAUGCUUCUAGAAGAUUUUACAAAUGUAAAUAUGUAGGAAACAACAUAAAGAUUUUUAAUAUGCC